Molecule: messenger RNA, 2190 nt
Organism: Quercus robur (English oak)
Lineage: Eukaryota; Viridiplantae; Streptophyta; Magnoliopsida; Fagales; Fagaceae
Product: cytochrome P450 CYP749A22-like
Exons: 5
Coding region: 279-1826 (515 amino acids)
Molecular function (GO): oxidoreductase activity, acting on paired donors, with incorporation or reduction of molecular oxygen; monooxygenase activity; heme binding
Source: RefSeq, a predicted model, not a curated record
UGUGUAACCAAUAUAAACAUUUUCAUCGUUGAUUUUUUUGCUGAACAGUGAAUAUUAUCGUUGAUUUGUUGUAUUCUUGUAUCAUGUUUUAACUCAUUUUAUACCAUCAAAGCCACCGAAAUUAUAGAAUAGAAAAAGGCAAAUUCCCAUCUAGUCUAUCUAGAUUCUAGACAACGGGGUAAAGGUUUUAUUAAAUAUUAAAUAAUCAGGGCACGAAAACCAUAUAAUUCUAAACAUCCACAAAGUUCCAUUGAAAAAUUUAAAAAAAAAAAAAAAAAAUGGGUGUUUUUAGAAUCCUUGUAAUCUGUGUUUCAAGCUCUGUGUGUAUAUACUUUCUCUUAGCUCUCAUCAGGGUCCUUCUCAAACUAUGUUGGACCCCAAUUCGCAUGCAGUAUCUAAUGGGUUCACAGGGAAUCAAAGGUCCUUCCUACAGGUCCUUCCAUGGAAGCACCAAGGAAAUGAUGAACAUGGAAAAAGAAGCCAUGAGCAGGUCCAUGGAUUUAUCACAUGACAUACUUUCCAAAGUUCAGCCUCAUAUUCACUCAUGGGUCAACAAAUAUGGGAAGAAUUUUCUUCAGUGGAGCGGUCCUCGAGCUCAAUUGGUCCUAACAGAACCAGAGCUUAUCAAAGAGAUACUAAAUAAUAGAGACAACGCUUUCCAGAAACAAAAGGGUGAAGAUUUUAUAAAAAAGCUCUUAGGAGAUGGGCUUGUGACAUCUGAAGGUGAAAAAUGGGCAAAGAUGAGAAAACUGGCCAAUUCUGCCUUCCAUGCAGAGAGCCUGAAAAAUAUGAUUCCAGCAAUGAUCGCUAGUGUGGAGGUGAUGCUAGAAAGGUGGAAACAUCAUGAAGGCAAAGAGAUUGAGGUAUUUGAAGAGUUUAGGCUAUUGACAUCAGAACUGAUUUCUAGGACAGCUUUUGGGAGCAGUUACUUAGAAGGGGAGAACAUUUUUCAGAUGUUGAUGAAAUUGACUUUGUUAACGUCCAGAAAUACUCAUAAACUCAAGUUUCCUGGCAUCAGUGAAUUUUUUAAAACCAGCGAUGAAAUUGAAUCAGAGCAGCUUGAAAAAGAAAUAUUCAACUCUAUAGUAGAGAUAAUUAAGAAAAAAGAAGAGAAGGUAAUGACUGAAGAGGUUGGCAGCUUUGGGAAUGAUUUUCUUCAAUUACUUGUAAAGGCUUAUCAUGAUGCCAAUUCUAGCCCAAAGAUUUCAAUACAAGAUUUAGUGGAUGAGUGCAAAACAUUUUACUUUGCUGGGCAAGAAACCACUAAUUCUUUGCUAGCGUGGACUGUAUUGCUUCUAGCGAUCCACACUGAUUGGCAAGAGGAAGCAAGAAAGGAGGUUCUCAAUUUAUUUGGCCACCAAAAUCCAAAUCCAGAUGGUAUCACAAAGCUCAAGACUAUGGGCAUGAUCAUAAAUGAGUCUUUAAGGUUAUAUCCACCUGUACUUGCAAUUACAAGAGAAGUUGUAAGGGAAACUAGACUUGGGAAGCUCACUCUUCCAGCUGAACUUCUGUUGUUCAUCUCAAAUAUUGCAGUUCACCAUGACUCUCAAGUAUGGGGAGCGGAUGUGCAUCUUUUCAAACCAGAGAGAUUCUCAGAAGGUGUGUCCAAAGCUACUAACAACAGCAUAGCUGCGUUUUUGCCAUUUGGAAUGGGACCCCGAACCUGUGUGGGUUUUAACUUUGCUACCACUGAAACAAAGAUUGCUCUUUCUAUGAUUCUACAACGCUAUGCCUUCACCCUAUCCCCAGCCUAUGUCCACUCACCAUUGCAGGUUCUUACCCUUCGCCCACAACAUGGAAUUCAAGUGCUGCUACACUCACUGUGAAGACUAACUGGCAAUAAUAUGUGCACUUGUGCACAGAACAUCCAUACAUCAAUGGAUGUGUGUACCUUUUUUUUUUAUUCUAGCUGUUGCUGAGCUUUCAAUGGUUGCUUGGAAGAGUAAGUGAAAACUGAUGAGUUACACAAAAAGUGAAUGAACAUUGAACUACUAAAAUUAAUAAAAACAUCGAAGUCUAGGGUGACCAAUUUGAGGAUUAACAUGUUGAUCAUUAGUUGGUGUAACUUAAAUGCAUAUGGAGGGCUUCCAAAUACCUCAAGAUAUGAUAUGAACUGGACCAUUUGGUCAUAACUGUUGUCUUAUGUGUGCUUAAUUCUAAUUAAAUUUGAUCCUUUCUUGAUCUUGAUUA